Molecule: messenger RNA, 6148 nt
Organism: Trichogramma pretiosum
Lineage: Eukaryota; Metazoa; Arthropoda; Insecta; Hymenoptera; Trichogrammatidae
Gene: DUBAI
Product: ubiquitin carboxyl-terminal hydrolase 35
Exons: 5
Coding region: 1796-4531 (911 amino acids)
Biological process (GO): protein deubiquitination
Cellular component (GO): nucleus; cytosol
Molecular function (GO): cysteine-type endopeptidase activity; cysteine-type deubiquitinase activity
Source: RefSeq, a predicted model, not a curated record
CGCGCAUCGUUCAUUCAUCAGUCUCGGAAGCAGCAGCAGCAGUAGUAUCGCAGUCCGCGGCUGCUGCCUGGCAGUCGUCGAAUAUUCUACUAUUUCCACGCACCCGCAAAAGAGAGAGCGCGAGCAGUCUCGUAAUGUAAGCGUGUGCUCGUUGUAAGAUAUAAAGAGAGCGCUGCGAUGCUCGCUCUCGUGCGACUUUGAAGCGCGCAGCCAGCCAGUCAGUCCAUAUAAUAAGUCUUUAUACGCGUAUAUAAAGUAAAUGAUAUAGCGUAUACUCGACGGGAGUAGCGCGAGAGUCGAGCUUCAUAAGUAGUUCUCGUCUUUCGUCGUCUUGCUCGUAUUGCUGCUACUCUCCGCUCAUGCUGCUGUCGCAUGCGUGCGCGCUGCGGAUCGCAUACUAUACUCGCACACGCAGAGAAGCCUCGAGCAGCAGAGAGGGCAGAGCAGCUCGUAACUAAACGAUAAUAACACAACCAACAGUAGGUAUAUACGUGUAUAGUACGCGACAUCUCAUCGGUGAAUCAGAGUCUCGAGCAGUGGUGGCACUCUAGUGGUUGCGUGGAUAGAGAGUAAUUGUAGUAGUGGCGUGUGUGUGUGCAACUGUCCGUCACGAACACGACACGACUCGCGCAAGCAGCAGCAGCAGUGCCGCAACAGCAGCAGUGAGACAAACAGCGUAUAUAGCUGUUGUAGUAUUGCAGUGUUUCAUCAGUCGAGCGCAGCCCGUGGAGUAGUGUGUGCUUGUGUUUGUACUAUAUAUAAUAAUAGUAAUAUCGUGUGUAGUGCUGCAUCUCAGCGCCUCGCUCACGCUGCUGCACAGUCAUCUCCUCCGACCACGAACGAGGUCAACGAAAUUUUCGGAACCGUUUUCAUCCUUUUGUUAAUACCUACGCGCAAGUUUUUUUUCGUGGUGGCAGUGGUGGUGCUUGCAAACCAGGUGGACAAAACCAUCGAGUCACCUCGAUGCGUCGACGUCGACGUCACAGUAUAAUAGAAGCAGCAGCAGCAACACUUGAAACUUAAUUUUGCCCCGCAAGCAUAAUAAGCAUUCGAGCGCCUGCAGUGUCUCUGUAUAUAUAUACAAUAUACAGACUCUCUUUUCUCUCUCACUCUCUAUAUAGCUGUAUACAUACAGUAUAGACGUGUGUAAUAGCAUUUUACUAUCUACUACCUAUAUCCAAUAAUAUCGAGUGCGAGUACAGUACGGAGCAAGAGUGAAAGAAAAAUAGAUCGACGGCGAAUCUUCGGUAAAUAUUAUUUUAAAAAAAUAUUUACACGCCUUAACUAACUUUCUCUCUGUCUGGCGCGUGCUGUCAGAGCAGUGCAGUGUGUGUACCUAUAUAUAUCUCGUGCAAGCGUGAGCUGUCGUCCAAAAGCGUACGAUCGUUGACAUGUGAUAAAACUGCGAAUCGUAUAGUAGUAGUACUCGCGCGCAACGGUAUACAAAAAGAGAAUGAGUGUCUCGUCGAUGAAUACCCAAAGUGCUGGCAGUACCGAAUGUCGUGUCCGUGUGUGCUCAUUAUGAUACUGUAGUGCGAAGGGGCAGAGCAGUUCUUGUCAUCUGCACAGAGGCGAUUGUCAUUUCGUAACGUUAUAUAUCGAGGAGCGCGCUCAGCGCUCCGUCUGUCAGUACGAGUAUACGAUACGUGCACGUAUAUAUAAUAUCGACAUUUAUUAUUGCACAUGCUCGCCCGCUUAGCUGCAUUUCGCGAGUCUCGUGGGCUCGGCUAAGCAAGCGUAUCGCAAGUAUAAAAAAUAAUCGACGCAACGACUACUGAAUAAACAAUCAUUCAUUAUGAGGGACAUGGUGAGCGAGCCCAUCAAAAUAAUGGAUCUGCAGAGAGGAAGCGACGCCGAGCUCAUGAACUGUCUCAAGAGCAUCGUACAGAGCGACGAUCCCGACGUCGUCGAGCUGGCUCUCAACAGCCUCAACGAGAUCAUCGUUAACGAGAACUCGUGCAACUUCGAUCAUUGCUUGAAGAGACUGUUUACGGAGGAGGAGAUUAAGAAUGUCGAUCAGGUGCCUAAUCUGUUCGACUGGUUCUCGACCAAGUUUCCAAAUUUUCCCUGGCCCAGUCUGUCGAACGAUAUGGCGAAAUUUCUUUCGAAGUCUGCCGAGCACUUCAAGAACCAACCACCCUGCCUAGCAGAAAUUCUGCAAUUGUUCAAUAGAUAUCAAAAGAAAGAUUGUUAUCGUUCACCAGAUCAUGAAGAAUUAUGCGAAGCAAUAGUUAAAAUUCUAUUCUAUAUGCCUCAACCUAAGCCCAAAGAUGUUAAAAAGUAUUGUAAAGAUUUAGAAGAAAUUAAAGGCUUUCUUAAAUCUUUAUGUAGAAACAAAGAACGCACUGAUAUAUCAAAUACAGCAUUGAACUGCUUCAAGACUAUGUGCGAACUUAUUUUCAAUAAUAUGAACGGACCAAAACCAGCAACAGAGCCCAGUUCAGCAUUGGUAAUGGUUUUGCAAAUAGUGGAAGAUAACUUUUGGAAAAAUCACAUGGGCGUUGUUGUUGAAGAAAUGACAUCGCUUGUAAAAAAUGACGAAAAGAUCAGUAAAAUACUUUUCUAUUUCUGUAAAUGGCUUUUACAACCUCCAGAAAACAAUGUGAAUUAUCUAAGUUCAUGGUUAUGCUUAUUUAUAAGCCAUUUGGAGCCACUGAACAAAACUCACAUAAUAGAAAAUAUAGCUAAUGAAAUUUUACCUUCGAUGUCUCAUUACUUGAAAUUAGAUGAAUUCUAUAAAAUAAGUAGUGAAAACAAUAUAUUGAUACCUCUAGUUAGAGCAGUACGUUUACAUAAUACAUAUCACAGAAUGAUGUCUCAAAUCGCAACAUACUUUAAAAACUAUGAUAUACGACCUACUUCUCCAAAGCAUCGUUUCUUACAAGAAAUAAUCUAUAUUGCUUAUGAUUUGCGUAAACAUGUCAUCAGGUACAAUGAUUAUCAACCUUGUCCUCAGUGUAAAGCAAUGGAAGAUUGGGUCAGAGAAAAUUUUCCUAAUUUACCAUAUGAUAAAAAAGACAUCUACCCAAGUACAAGUUAUGGUAGAUUAUGUGGUUCAAAAGUUGGUCUAGUGAAUUUGGGUAAUACAUGUUACAUGAAUAGUGUUCUUCAGGCGUUAGUAAUGACAAAGCAGUUUUGUAAUGAAGUUCUACUUUAUAAGCCAAAUGAUCUGAAUGAACAAACGGUUUUGAAAAAUUUACAAAAUUUGUUUGCACUCUUAAAGUUCUCUUCGAGACAUGAUCUUCAUCCAGAUGAGGUUUUACGAGCCUCUAGGCCACCAUAUUUUAUGCCUGGUCAGCAGCAGGACAGUUCUGAAUUUUUAUGUCAUUUGUUGGACGUCAUGUACGAACAAGAAAAAUCAAUCAUUUUACGGAACAGCAGUAGUGACCAAAGUAUUAACUCACCAUUAAAGGUCGAAGAUAAAGAAAUGACCGAUGUCGAAGGAAUACAAUCAUCACAAAUGCAAGAAGAUGGAUCUUCGAGUAUGACCAAGUGGACUACGGAAGAAAACUUGAGCGAAGGUGUAUUUUUGAAAAGGAAAACUCGAUCCUUAUCUGAUUUUUAUAAAGGCGAAGAAUCAGCUCAAACGCAAAAUGUAUUGUCGGAUUCGCACUCGGACUCGACCGACAGCGGUAUUCAAUCGGUCGGUGGCGAAGACUGCACCUCGUCUUCGUCUUCCGCCAGCUCUCCCGGCUCUUCAUCGAACUACCUGGUUCAUCGUGUCUUCGGUGGCGAAUUACGAGUCAGCUAUCAGUGUAUGCGAUGCGAGAAUCAGAGCCACAACACCGACAGUUUUCGCGAUCUUCAGCUUUGUUUCCUUGAUUCUCUGAAGUUUACCGACAACAUCAAUGUUCAGGGCUUGAUCAACGCCAACUACUUGACGCCCGAAACGCUUACGGGUGACAACAAGUACAGAUGCGACAAAUGCGCAAAUCUCUGCGACGCUUCGAGAAUCAUCAAGGUACUGAAAGCCCCCGCUCAUCUCAUUCUCACGCUCAAACACUUUAGAUAUAAUUCCGAGACCAGAUUGCGCCAAAAAUUGCGUAAUAAAAUCCAGUACGAUCGAACCAUACAGUUGCCUGUCUUUGACCAAGACCCCGUUUCUUACAAACUGUAUGCUGCGGUCGUACAUUCGGGCUACAGCAUGGAUUAUGGCCACUACUUCACCUACGCCUGCGAUGCGGACAGUCAAUGGUACAAGUUCAAUGAUAGCUAUGUUUCGGAGACGACUUUCGAGGAUUUCAAACGGCUAGAGCCACCGGACACCCCCUACAUACUCUUCUACAAAAAAUGCACGGAUGCUCGAGAACAGGAGGAUGUCGAAUUAAUGAGCCUGAGCAAAAGACUGCAGGAUUACGUUGAGGACGACAGGCGCAUGCAUGGAGAGGACAGAAGAAAUAUCCGCAUCGCGAAGCCCAGUGCAUCGAGAUACAAUUACUAUAACCGAGAUAGGAACGACGACGACGAUGACAAGCCGCCGAGUCACUGUAGAUCUGGCUAUAGCGUGCCCCAUAAUACGUGUCUCUAUUGAGAUCGCAAUUGAUGGUUAAGUGACCCUCGAAACCCCCGAACGUGUUUGAAACCAACUCGUUGAAAUUUUUAGAAAACUAUGUGAAUAAGGUAGCUAAGUACUGUUUCGUGUUAUUAUAGUUUUACGUUAAACAGUUUUUGAAACAGUACGGAAUACAAGAGAGUGUUAGAUUGCGUGAGCGUGCGUGAUAGCUAGUUAAAUAAAUCGAAUUUUGACGAUGACGAUAUGAAAAACGUUUAAAAAUAUUUUAUUUUUCUAUUUCUGCCGUGAAAAUAGUUUUAGUUACGCUACGCUAAUGAUACGAAAAAAAAGAAUUGAUUUAUAUCUUCUCUUCGAGCAUAAUACCAUUCGCAAAGUACGUUCUUUAGAUAGAAAAAAUACGUGUAGAUAAUUUCAAGCGCGCGAGUUUUAUUACUCGUUGUAGAAAUAAUUGCCGUACACAUUGUAACUAUAUGCACGAUAAAAAAAUGGCAAAGCUGUAUAAAAUAUAAUUUAAGACAUCGGAAAACCUUUUAUACAACCCGAAAAAAAAACAGUGAAAUCAACUGAGUUAUAAUUAAUCCAAUAUGUAUAAUUGUGCACUGCCAAUUUUUCACCUACUUCGGUAAAAAAUAUAUAAGGCCAUAAGGCUUGUAAAAGUUUCCAAAUUUCAUCAAAAAUUGAUAUGAUUUUAAUCGAGCCUAAAGUAUGAUUUUAAUAAUCUUCCUGCGAACGACUAGUGAUUUGAUACCAUAUCGAUAUAAUGUUCUAAAAAUUUUUAUUUCAAUCUCGCUACAAUGAAUCGCCUGCUGAAGCUUUCAAUAUUCUGUAAGCUAUAUAAUGAAUACUGUAAGUUUUACGAUUUUAAAAUGAGAUAGAUAACGUGCUGUAAUCAGUAUAAACCAAAUGUCCACCUUAUAACCACCAUAAAAGAUAUCGCCUUAACUAUUUUCGACACAAAUCGUAAAUAGCCAAGGUUGUAGUUUAUAUUAUAGAGUCUUAUAAACUGAAGAAACUUACAAAACGAUGAAGUAAGAUAAAUGAUAAGGCAGCUGCAUUGGCUAUUCGUUCGUACAUAAGAGAAUAUUUAUCGUGCAGCUUUAAAUAAGUAAAUCAAUGAACACUGUUGAUAAAAUAAUUGAAUAAUCAUUAUGUAAAUAUGGACAAAAAAUUAGUUGUAUGAGUGUUUUAGAAGUAUUCGUUGAAGAAAUAUUGAAUAUUUUUCAUUCGAUAGUAAAAUUAACGAGCGAUUCGUUUACCACAUUGUGGUAUACGAAAUUUUAACAGCUUUGAAUAAUUGAAAAAAAAACCAUAAACGUUGAUAAAAAUUUGCUAAGUACAUGAAAGUAAUGCAUCAUCGUUUUGGCUGCGUUCCUUUUGUAAUAAUCUAGUUAAACGUCGGAUUGUUCUAAUCAGUGUCACUCACACCUCUAAACCUCCGCCCUCCAUUAAAAAAAAACGUAGAUAAAAGUGAUUGUUAACAAUUUUGUGAAAUUAUAACAUAAAGUACUAGUGAGUAUUUUAUCUGUUGAUUGUUCUAUAACUAUAUUAUAAUUUCGUAAUGUAAUUUAUGAAGACAAACAGCGUAGUUCCGAGACAAAAAGUAACAAUUAAGUAGCGAGAAAGAGUUUAAAAAAA